UCCGGCAGCCACUGGGCUUCUCUGCAUCCUCCCGCCGCUUCAUCAUGGAUCUGGGGACUAAAAAAAGAGUCGCUGGGAUUAUUAUCGCUCAGGUCGCCCUGGUUCUCUCCAGCUCAUACGGGACAACCGGAGAAGAGGUGUGUGACAGCGCACUGGUGUCCAAUCUGCCGCCAUCGUCCUUCAGGAGCUCCUCCCAGCUGUCCAGCAGCCACGCACCGGGCUUCGCCAAACUCAACAGGAGAGAAGGAGCUGGAGGUUGGUCCCCUCUCACCUCAGACAGGUAUCAGUGGUUGGAGGUCGACCUGGGCGAGCGGACCAAGGUCACCGCUGUCGCUACCCAGGGGCGAUACGGCAGCUCUGAUUGGCUGUCGUCGUACCUGCUGAUGUUCAGCGACACGGGACACAACUGGAAACAGUACAGACAGGAGGACAGUUUAGGCUCUUUUCCAGGGAACAGUAAUGCAGACAGUGUGGUUCAGUACAAACUGCAGCAGCCAGCGAUCGCUCGCUUCCUCCGCCUCAUUCCUCUGGACUGGAACCCCAGCGGGCGGAUCGGACUCAGGCUGGAGACUUACGGAUGUCCUUAUACCUCUGAUGUGGUGAGUUUUGACGGCGGCAGCAGCAGUCUGGUGUACAGGCUGAGUCCCGGGCCGAGGCGGAUGUCCAAAGAGGUCGUCUCUCUGAAGUUUAAAACCCUGAGGAAUUCUGGGACAUUGCUGCACGCAGUGGGACAAGGAGGACUCAGCCUCAGUCUGGAGUUAGAGAGAGGAAAACUGCUGCUGCUGCUCAGACAAGGUGGGACUUCUUCCUCUGAACCUCGCCGUCUUGCCUCCCUCGGCAGCCUGUUAGAUGAUCAGCACUGGCAUCAUGUCACAGUGGAGCGGCGAAGUGUUCACCUCAACCUCACUGUGGACAAACACACUGAGAGGGUUCAGAUCCCUGCAGAGUUCAGCCACUGGGACAUCGAACAGCUGAGUGUAGGAGCAGCCAAGAGCCUUGACUCCCAAAAACCAGCUGUCUCCAAGAACUUCCAUGGCUGCCUGGAAAACCUGCUGUACAACGGCCUCAACCUGAUAGAACGAGCUAAACACAAUAACCAGCAAGUUACUCUAAUGGGCAACGUGACCUUUUCUUGUGCUGAGCCAGUUUCCGUUGCCGUGACGUUUCACGGCCCCCAGAGUUUCCUCCAGUUGCCAGGGGCACCCGCAUCAGGGGGUGUGUCCGUGGGCUUUCAGUUUAGGACGUGGAACAAGGCGGGGCUUCUGCUCACCUUUGACCUCCCUCACAAAGGGGGUGUAGUGUGGCUCUACCUGAGUGAGGCCAGACUGAGACUACAGAUCCAUAAGGAUGGCAGGGCACUGCUGGAGCUCAGUGCAGGUACGGCUCUAAGUGACGGUCAGUGGCAUUCAGUGGAGAUAACCUCUGGACGAGGACGUCUGACCAUCGCUGUAGAUAAAGAAGAAGGAGGCGUCACUCAUGCCAGCCCCUCAUUUCCUGUCACCGUAGGCAGUCAACUCUUCUUUGGUGGUUGUCCUACUGAAGACGACAAUCAGGAAUGUAGAAACCCCUUCGAUAUCUUCCAGGGCUGCAUGCGUCUCCUCACUGUGGACAACCAGCCAGUGGACCUGAUCCUGGUGCAGCAAAGACUGCUGGGAAACUACAGCCAGCUGCAGAUUGACAUGUGUGGCAUCAUUGACAGGUGUUCUCCCAGUCGUUGUGAACAUGGCGGCCUCUGCAGUCAGUCCUGGACCGUCUUCCACUGUAACUGCUCUGACAGCGGCUACAGCGGAGCCACCUGCCACAGCUCUGUGUAUGAACAGUCCUGUGAGGCGUACAAACACAACGGCAACUCCUCGGGACAUUUUUACAUCGACGUGGACGGCAGCGGACCAAUCAAACCACAGCUGGUCUACUGCAACAUGACAGAGGAGAACACAUGGAUGGUGAUGCAGCACAACAACACAGAGCUGACCAGAGUCCGACCCUCUCCAGGUGUGAGCCAGCAUAUAGUUCAUUUUGACUACUCGUCUCAAGAGGAACAGCUGUUGGCCAUUACCAGCCAAUCACAGCACUGCGAACAGGAGCUGUCCUACCACUGCAGGAAGUCCCGCCUCCUCAACACCCCAGGCUACUGCAACUGUGACGCUGACCGCAUGGAGUGGGCUGAAGACUCAGGCCUGCUAACCCAUAAGGAGAGCCUCCCUGUCAGGUCUCUGGUGCUGGGUGACAUCCAGAGGCCGGGGUCAGAGGCUGCCUACAAAGUGGGACCUUUUCGUUGUCAUGGAGACAAGAACUUCUGGAACGCUGCGUUUUUCGACAAGGAGACGUCGUACCUCCACUUUCCCACCUUCCACGGGGAGCUGAGCGCGGACAUCUCCUUCCUGUUCAAAACCACGGCCUCCUCUGGUGUGUUCCUGGAAAACCUGGGCAUCAAAGACUUCAUCCGCAUCGAACUGAGCUCCUCCACUCUAGUGCUCUUCUCUUUCGAUGUGGGUAAUGGCCCGCUGGAGGUUCGCGUGGAGUCGAGCGUCCCACUCAACGACAACCGGUGGCAUCGAGUCCGAGCCGAGCGCAACGUCAAGGAGGCGUCGCUUCGAUUGGAUGAACUUCCUGCCGCCACGCAGCAGGCUCCUGCUGACGGACACUUCCACCUGCAGCUCAACAGCCAGCUGUUCAUAGGAGGCACAGCGUCCAGGCAGAAGGGCUUUCGGGGCUGUAUUCGCUCUCUGCAGCUGAACGGCGUCACCCUGGACCUGGAGGAGAGGGCGAAGAUCACGCCCGGGGUUCGACCCGGCUGCCCGGGUCACUGCAGCAGCUACGGCUCGCUCUGCCAGAACCAGGGCCGCUGUGUGGAGAGGGUCAACGGCUUCCACUGUGACUGUGGCCUGUCAGCCUACACCGGAGUCUUCUGCCAUACAGAGGUGUCGGCCAUCUUUAAGUCAGGGACAUCCGUCAGCUACACCUUCAAGGAGCCGUACGAGUUAAUCAGGAACAGCAGCGCCCUGCCGUCCUCCAUUUACUCUGACAUGACGCUGAGAGGAGAGAACGUCUCUCUGAGCUUCAGGACGAACCAGAGUCCGGCUCUGCUGCUCUACGUCACCUCCUACUACAGAGAGUACCUGGCCCUGCUCAUCAACAAGCACGAUGAGCUGGAGGUGCGGUACAAGCUGGACAGCAGCAGAGAAGCUGAAGUGUUGAGGAGCAGAGUGAGGAGUCUGGCCAACGGACAACUUCACACUGUGACCAUCAGGAGACUGACGGACUCCGUGUCUGUGCAGAUUAACCAAAAUGCCAGAGAGGACUUCAACCUGACAUCUGACGGAGAAUUCAACGCUAUCAAGUCUCUGGCGUUGGGCAGAGUGCACGAUUCUGCAGAGUUGGAUCCAGACCUGGCCAGGGUCGCGUCUCUCGGCUUUACCGGCUGUCUGUCCGUGGUCCACUUUAACUCCAUCACUCCUCUGAAAGCUGCUCUGCUCCAUCCAAACACCAGUCCUGUCGUCAUCACUGGAUCUUUAGUGCAGUCCAACUGUGGUUCCUCAGCUUCAGCCAAUCCCUACACAGCAGAGAACACUCACCACCUGUCAGACCAGUCUGGUUCAGUGGGUUCAGGUCAACCUUUAGUCAAUGCCAUCAGGACUGACUCGGCUCUGAUUGGAGGUGUGAUAGCGGUGGUGAUCUUUGUGGUUGUGACUGUCCUGGCGAUAACUGCCAGAUUCCUCUACCGGAGAAAAGAGACGUAUAGAAAUCAGGAAGUGAAGGGAGUCAAACAGGACGACAGCCAAGAUUUUCCUUUCAACAACCAAACGACUGACUCCCAGGACGUCUCCAGUGAAAGCCGAAAGGAGUAUUUCAUUUAACUAAAGGCCUGGUGACCUGGUGAACUGGAGGACUUUUUGGAGCUGAGGGUGCAGACCGGGCGUGUCCAGGCACGCCUCAGGACUUCACACUGCACUCAGAGACACUUGAGACUUCACUGGUAGAAGUGGCUCUACAAAAUGUGGAAGACAAAAAAAAGAACAAUACACACAGUGUUGUCUUUUACUGUAUGUAUAUACUGAAACAGUACUGGACUGAAUAUCCUUUCAGGAAUUGUAUAUAUAAAAAAAAAAAUGUAAAUGUUGGAAUAAUGUCUACAGUAAUCUCUAGCUAAUGUCACUCUGUCAUACUGAAAGGGUAGAAGUACUCUGAAGGGAACUGAUUUUGUUUUAUGGAUUCAUUUACAGUGUUCAAAAACAGUUUUAUUUCUUUAUUGUGGUGAAUCAGGGGACUUGGAAUCAUGACUGGAGUCAUUUGGCUGAUGCACAUUUCUGUGAGGAAGAAUGGAUGUUUAUGUAAUUGGAAGUGGAAAUGUUUGACCCUUAAUUAGGCCCUCAGGAAAAGUACUUCAGUAAGAGCUGGUGUUUGGUGGUUCACUCGUGUGUGAUGCCUUUCUGUUGUGCGCAGUGCUGUGGCGGGCAUAACAGUAUGUACUCGUUAGAGGCUGUACAGCCUUGAAAAUCUGCUUAAGGGAAACCUGUGUGCGCUUGUACACUUGGAAAAUUUACAAGUAUUGUCAGAGUCCCUGCAGCCGACAUACGCCUACCAAAUGCCAGGAUGUCUUUUUGAUGAUUUUCCAGCUCCAGUCAGCACAUGAAUUAAAUAUGUUCAUGAGUGAAUUACUUCCAGCAACAUUGUGCUACCACAGAAUUUUCGUGUUAGCAAGUGGCGUCUUCAAAGUCAACACAGUCUUACUCACUCCAGUCAUGCACAUCGCCAUGAGCACAUUGUGCAUUUGUGCUGAAAUGGUACACUGCAGUCUGGCAGCCACUGGUUGAGAGACUUAGAGACUUUUAUACAGAAGGGAUUGAUUUUCUACUUCAUUUCCAUUUUUAUUCUUUUUUUCUCAUUCCUCUAACUGCAGCUCUUUCUUUCCUCUCAUGACGUCUUCCCAUUGUAACAUGAAAGCACAACAAAAACAGGUAACAAAACUACAUCCGUGAGAAUUGAACUUUUUUUUUUAGUUUCCAAUAGUUUGCGCGCUUUUCAGAAGCAGCUUGUUCACUUUAAUAUAAACGUUUUGUCCUCCCUGCUGCAUGCCGCCUGCUGGGAGCUUCCUCCCCCAGCUCUCUGAACAGUGAAGCUUUUAACAGCGACAGCAGCGCAGGCUCUGUAACACUGUGGCUGUCUGUCACCUCGUUCACUGCACGCAGAGACAGUUAAUGUGUUUUUGAAAUGCUGCUUCGGUCUGACAGGUGGAUUGUAACGCGAUGGAAAGCAGUAAGAUGAUCAGAAUGAGACCGCGAGAUAAUCCAAGAGACAGAGUGUCAGGCAGACAUGGAUGUAAUGAAAACACAUUCUGAUAUUAACACUGAAAAUGAAGCAAAUCCCUCCGUGUGAUAAUUCAGCUCAUGUGUAAAGAGUGCUGCUGAUGUAGGGAAGCCAAGAAGCAGAAAGAGCAUCGACAGCAGCUGUUUAUCAAACAUACACCACCGUCUCUCUGCGAGACCCCAAAGCACAGAUGGGAUUUUAAUGACAAAAGUUGCUAAAACUUCAAAGUGCAUUAUUCAUCACUUUGUCUUUUCUUCUUUUUCCCCUCACCUCACAACAGCUGAGGCCACACAUCCACAUCCUUGAUUCAAAAGACUUUAUUCUCUGAAGAAGCAGUAGUGACUGUCCUCCAGCCUGCAGCAGAACUCACUACAGUGCAACACUUGAUUGCAGAGAGGAACUCAAAUGGUAAUCUUGACAGCCGGAUAAUCUUUGCAGAUUGAGCACAGCUGGAGGACACUGCAUAAAAAUAUAGCAAAAUAAAGAUCCAGAGAAGAACAUUUUAAUUUUUCAGAGUGUCCAUAUAACAUUAGCAGCAAGUCAAUGAUGUAAACAGUGAUGUGUGCAAAGCAGCAAGGAAACAUGUUUGACCUUAAACCUUGGUCUAGUGUCACUGUGAACAACUUUUUUGUUUUGUCAAACCACUUUCAUCAACAGAACAAAAACUUUACAACAGUUCUACAUUUGAACCCGCUUUAUUCGCACCUGUAACCUGAACAUUUUGGUUAAUUUUGCAUUUAAAGGAUAAAGGCCUAGUCACACCAGAGAGUAACACAAUAAAAUGAAUCCACAUGUUUAAAGGCUCAGUGACAUAGCAACUACUGGCAGGGUUAGUUUGUAAACUGCUCUCGAGCUAACAUGCUAGCCAGCCGGGACAUGUUAGCAUUAGUCAGUCACAAUAAGUUUCAGAGCUUCUUUCUAUUUUUUAGGCACUGUGCUGUUUACUUCCCCUGGCAUUUUGUUCUCAGUAACAUCAAUCAUUUCAUUCAAUAAAGAGAAAAAAAGCUAAUAAACUUUCUAAUUACUUGCUAACUGUCAGCUAGCAAGCUUGUUAGCCACUAAUGGGGCAGCAAGUUCACCCAGUUAAUUCAAAAGAGGUAUCAGUACUAUCCACUCCCACUGUCUGCAAACUAUUCCUCCUUUUUGGAGCAGCUUCUAAUCUGUCAAAGGAGUUUAAAUAAAUCUCAAGGGUGUAAUGCGGCUAAUAUGCUACAACAGCUUUCCCCAUUUUGUCAGCACUGUCAAGAUGGCAUGUUAUUGCUUAACAACACAAAUUUGCGCUUCACCUUGCUCCCAUGACUGACUCCAUUAACCCUGGCAGUUUUUAUUCAUUUUUAUUAAACAUUAAUUGAUAACCUUAGCCAUUUUGAAUGCUGGUGUGACUAGGCCUUACGCUAUUCUGAAAUUUGCUUAUUGUCAUCAAAUUCCAUGAAAAAGACUAAAACAAUAAAUGGCUCUCACUAACAAUAUUAUCUGUGUGGCCAAAACAAUUCUUCAUUAAUAUGAACACAGUCACACUGCAGUUUAAUUUGAGUCAAUUCCACAUACACCGUCCUGCUGCAAGAAAUACUAUAGCACCAAUUAUGUAUUAAUCCAAAAAUUAAAAAUGGCCCCCUACAAAUGCAUUAUUUCCUCCUUUUUAAGUAACUUUUGCAAAAAAACUACACUGCCCAGAUGUUGGAAUUACCGAGUUUUUUUAUUCAAUUAAACUAUAUAUAUGUGACCUGCUUUUAAUAUCUUUAAAUAUAUCUUCAGUAGGAACCAGUAGGUUUAGGACCGAAGCUACAGAAAAGGUUACCUUGGAGAUAACUGAUUAAUACAUUAUUGAAUUUGGUCUUUUCAUGGGAUUUGUUUUGACAAUGAGAAAAAUGUUGAAUAACUUCAGCUUUAUCCUUUUAGGAGUGAAUAUUUUUGACUGACAAUGUUCUAGUUUCUCUCUGACAAUGCACUGGUUUAAAGUCGAAGUGUUGUCACUGUAACUGUAGUGUUGGUAAAUAACAGUGAUGUUGUGAGUGUGAGUGACUUGCCAUAGAAAUAUACAGAUUCUACUCAUAUUCUGGUUGUUUGAUUAUCGACAAAAUCCUGUUGAA
This is a messenger RNA of Seriola dumerili (greater amberjack), 7397 nucleotides long. RefSeq names its product contactin-associated protein-like 4. The coding region runs from base 45 to 3857 and encodes 1270 amino acids. The transcript is spliced from 24 exons. The record is from RefSeq and is a predicted model, not a curated record. Lineage: Eukaryota; Metazoa; Chordata; Actinopteri; Carangiformes; Carangidae.